CUGGGUUUUUUUAUACCACAAAUGGCGAAAGUUCAUAUUUGCGAUGUCAAAGUCUUGAACAACCCCUGCACAUUUUUCAGUCCAUUCCAAUUUGAGAUCGUUUUCGAAUGCAUCGAUGAAAUUCCAGAAGAUUUGGAGUGGAAAUUGACAUAUGUAGGAUCAGCAGAAAGUGCAGCACAUGACCAGAUUCUUGACACUGUAGUUGUCGGUCCAGUUCCAGUUGGGAAACACAAAUUUGUCUUCCAAGCGGACCAGCCAGAUCCUGAAAAAAUUCCAGUAGCUGAUGCUAUUGGUGUAACUGCAGUCCUGCUUACUUGUUCUUACAAGGAACAUGAAUUUGUAAGAGUGGGUUAUUUCGUCAACAAUGAUUACACAGAUCCUGAACUUAAGGACAAUCCACCACCAGUACCCCAAUUUGAUAAGAUGACACGGAACAUUCUGGAAGAGCCAAGAGUUACCCGAUUUAAAAUAGACUGGGGUGGCGAAGCGUGUGAAGCACCGAAUGAAAUGGAAACCGAGUCCCAAGUUGAAAUACGUGAAAACACCGAGAAUAGUCUCAUGGAACCUCCACUCAAGUCCUACAUUCACAGCGAGUCGAGCCACAGCACUAUGGAAGUAGUAUAACAUCUUCAUUUACUUUCUUUGCAAUCCAGUGUCUGAUACCUCACCUGUUCCACUGUUUCAAUUAAUUUGCAUACUUAUGUAAAAUGUUUUCCCCUUGAUUAGGAAAAUUCUUUUGAGUAAUAUACGUUUUCUGUAAAAUAAUUAUUAGGCGUC
Daphnia carinata is the source of this 777-nucleotide messenger RNA. Its product is annotated as histone chaperone asf1-like. The transcript is spliced from 3 exons. The coding region runs from base 22 to 624 and encodes 200 amino acids. The record is from RefSeq and is a predicted model, not a curated record. Lineage: Eukaryota; Metazoa; Arthropoda; Branchiopoda; Diplostraca; Daphniidae. Gene Ontology annotation, cellular component: nucleus. Gene Ontology annotation, biological process: DNA replication-dependent chromatin assembly. Gene Ontology annotation, molecular function: histone binding.